UUCUUAUUGUCCCCACCCCUCCACCACCAAUUCCACACAACCCACAAUUCCAUGUGCAUUGGUGUGUGUUCUCUGCAAUUCCCUUUAACUUCUAAAGGAAGUUUCUUUUGUCAUCUCUUUUAGUUUGGGAUUUUCAAGAGGGUCUUCAGAGAUGCACUGAUACCCAUAUGAUUCUUCAAAACAAAGGGAUUGCUUUGAUGGUGUUUGAAUAAAUUCUUCAGUCAUCAUUUGCGGGCAUUCUGGCAUUGACAAAAAUGGUGUUACACCUCAAAACAGAACUAUCAAAGAAAACCCUUGUUUUCAAUCUUAAGGUGUGGGAAUUAAUAGGGAUCUUUGUGGGGGUAUUUACUGUAAUUCUCUUGGUAUUAUCUUUUUGCCUUGCUUCACGAAAGAAGUCCAGAAGGACUAAUGACAAACUUCCUAUUAGCCGAAUUCCAACUCUGUCGAAGGAAAUCAAAGAAAUAAGGGUUGAUCAAAAUUCGGCAAACAACUUUGUUCCUCAUGGUAGUGAUUUCCUUUUCCUUCUUGAAAAGUUCAGCGACAAAGAUAAGCUUUUGAUGAAGGCAAAUGUAGAUAGUAGCAGUCCAGGUUCAGAUAAUCAUUUAGAGGAGGACAGUGAUGAUUCAGGAGAGAAAGGGUGUCCCGGGACAAUUAAUGUGCGCAAACCUUCUCCUCUGACUGGUUUGCCUGAAAUUUCUCAUCUUGGUUGGGGUCAUUGGUUUACAUUGAGGGACUUAGAAAUUGCAACAAACAGAUUUUCAAAGAAAAAUGUUAUUGGUGAGGGUGGAUAUGGAGUUGUUUACUGGGGUCAUCUGAUCAAUGGGACUCCUGUGGCUGUUAAGAAGCUCCUCAACAACUUAGGGCAAGCAGGGAAGGAAUUCAUGGUAGAAGUUGAGGCUAUUGGACAUCUCCGACACAAGAACUUAGUUCGACUUCUGGGAUACUGUAUUGAAGGAACUCAUAGGAUGUUGGUUUAUGAGUAUGUCAGCAAUGGCAAUUUAGAGCAAUGGCUUCAUGGAGCUAUGCGUCAGCACGGAUAUCUUACUUGGGAGGCGCGCAUGAAGGUUCUUCUCGGCACUGCUAAGGCGCUUGCCUACUUGCACGAAGCGAUUGAGCCAAAAGUGGUGCAUCGGGACAUCAAGUCAAGCAACAUACUGAUCAAUGAUGACUUCAAUGCUAAAUUAUCUGAUUUUGGUCUGGCCAAGUUGCUUGGUGCUGGAAAGAGUCAUAUUACAACUAGAGUUAUGGGUACCUUUGGAUAUGUGGCUCCAGAAUACGCGAAUAGUGGCCUUUUAAAUGAGAAAAGUGAUGUCUAUAGUUUUGGGGUUGUCCUCUUGGAAGCAAUUACCGGAAGAGAUCCAGUGGACUAUGAUCGCGCUCCAGAUGAGGUAAAUCUGGUUGAUUGGCUUAAGAUGAUGGUUGGCAGCAGGCGCUCAGAAGAAGUGGUUGAUCCAACUAUUGAGAUCAGGCCGUCUACAAGUGACCUUAAACGCGCUCUCUUGACUGCUCUGAGAUGUGUUGAUCCUGAUGCUAAUAAAAGACCACAGAUGAGUCAAGUUGUACGCAUGCUUGAAUCCAAGGAAUAUCCCAUACCACGAGAGGAUCGAAGACGCCAAAGGAGUCGCACUAGGUCCAUAGAAGGUGCAACUCAGGGGGACAACUAUGAAACAGAUAAAGUGAAAAUUCAGAGAAGCACCGGGAGAGGACAAGCAGGCAAGUGAUUAUAGGAUUCGAGUGACAUGAGCUGGAAUGCCAGUCCCACAUUCUUCCCAUCUUCUGAUUAAAUAAGGAGAGUUCGUGACUCUUAUCAUGAGAGAGCUCUCUUGAUAGCAUUACUAUUUCUGUACCUCGGUUGGGAACAAGAGCAGGCAGUGAAUUACAAAGGAGGGUUCGAAUAUUUUUUCUUUUAGUUUCUUUUUCUUAUCUCUAGAGUGUGGAUAAAAGAUUAUUUAGCGACGAAAAAUGGCAUUAGCAUGAAGUACCCCUAUAGCUGGUGGUGUGUACAGGUCUUUUGCUCUUUAAGCUUUAUUUCUUUUUGGAUCAUAGGCCUAGGCGAUGACUAAUGAGUUGUUCCUGUUUUGUGAUUGCAUUUGAAAGAAUGAUUUCUGUGAAUAUUCAAAACUUUGGUUGUCAAAUUCAAGCCCAAUAUUGGGUAUUAGUACCAAACUAUAUCAAUCCAGUUAUUGCUUUA
This is a messenger RNA of Cornus florida, 2191 nucleotides long. Its product is annotated as probable receptor-like protein kinase At5g18500. Gene Ontology annotation, molecular function: ATP binding; protein kinase activity. Lineage: Eukaryota; Viridiplantae; Streptophyta; Magnoliopsida; Cornales; Cornaceae. The transcript has 8 exons. The record is from RefSeq and is a predicted model, not a curated record. The coding region runs from base 255 to 1721 and encodes 488 amino acids. Gene Ontology annotation, biological process: protein phosphorylation.